This is a messenger RNA of Puntigrus tetrazona (Sumatra barb), 4585 nucleotides long. It is a transcript of the gene zdhhc17, whose product is annotated as zinc finger DHHC-type palmitoyltransferase 17. Gene Ontology annotation, biological process: protein palmitoylation. The transcript has 17 exons. Bases 73 to 1941 code for a protein of 622 amino acids. Lineage: Eukaryota; Metazoa; Chordata; Actinopteri; Cypriniformes; Cyprinidae. The record is from RefSeq and is a predicted model, not a curated record. Gene Ontology annotation, molecular function: palmitoyltransferase activity; protein binding. Gene Ontology annotation, cellular component: Golgi membrane.
ACGCGCGCUUCUCUCCUGUUUAUCGCCCCCUAAACGUUUUUCCCGUGAUGCUCCGCGCGGUCGAUCGGCAAGAUGGCGGACGCUCUGGACGAAUUUAAGAAAGAAACUGGAUGCGUCCCGAUCCUCCAUCCCGAGGAAAUUAAACCCCAGAGUCACUAUAACCAUGACUACAGCGAGAGCGUCAGCCGCAAGAGCCACGUGGACGACUACAGCACUUGGGACAUCGUCAAAGCCACCCAGUACGGGAUCUUCGAGCGAUGCCGUGAGCUGGUGGAGGCCGGAUAUGACGUGCGUCAGCCGGAUAAAGAAAAUGUCACACUCCUGCACUGGGCGGCAAUCAACAACCGCAUAGACCUGGUGAAGUACUACAUAUCUAAAGGUGCCAUAGUGGACCAGCUGGGAGGAGAUCUCAACUCUACACCGCUUCACUGGGCUACAAGACAGGGUCAUCUCUCAAUGGUGGUGCAGUUAAUGAAGUACGGCGCUGAUCCGUCUCUCAUCGACGGCGAGGGAUGCAGUUGUGUGCACUUGGCCACUCAGUUUGGACACACCUCCAUUGUGGCGUAUCUCAUUGCCAAAGGACAGGAUGUGGAUAUGAUGGAUCAGAAUGGCAUGACCCCUCUGAUGUGGGCGGCUUAUCGGAUGCACAGUGUUGACCCGACACGGCUGUUGCUGACAUUUAACGUGUCGGUGAAUCUGGGUGAUAAGUAUCAUAAGAAUACAGCUCUGCACUGGGCGGUUCUGGCUGGAAACACUACCGUCAUCAGCCUGCUGUUGGAGGCCAACGCUAAUGUCGACGCACAGAACAUCAAGGGGGAGACGCCACUGGAUUUGGCCAAACAGAGGAAAAAUGUGUGGAUGAUAAAUCAUCUGCAGGAGGCCAGACAAGCCAAAGGCUACGACAGUCCCUCGUACCUAAAGCGGCUCAAAAUGGACAAGGAGUUCAGGCAGAAGGUGAUGUUGGGAACUCCCUUCCUGGUGAUCUGGCUGGUGGGAUUCAUCGCUGAUCUGGACAUCGACUCCUGGCUCAUCAAGGGUGUGAUGUAUGCGGCGGUGUGGCUCGUGGUGCAGUUUCUGUCCGAGUCAUUCUUUGAUCACUCCAUGCACAGUGCUCUUCCUCUGGGCAUCUACCUAGCCACUAAAUUCUGGAUGUACAUCACCUGGUUUUAUUGGUUCUGGAAUGAUCUCCCUUUCGUCACCAUCCACCUGCCCUUCCUGCUCAACAGUCUGGCUCUCUUCUACAACUUUGGCAAGUCCUGGAAGUCCGACCCCGGUAUCAUCAAAGCGUCCGAGGAGCAGAAGAAAAAGACUAUAGUUGAGCUGGCAGAAACGGGCUGUCUGGAUCUCAGCAUAUUCUGCAGCACCUGUUUGAUACGGAAGCCAAUCAGAUCGAAACACUGCGCCGUUUGCAAUCGAUGCAUCGCCAAGUUUGAUCACCACUGCCCGUGGGUCGGCAACUGCGUGGGAAGUGGAAACCACCGUUACUUCAUGGGCUACUUGUUCUUCCUGUUGUGUAUGAUUUGUUGGAUGAUAUACGGAUGCAUUUGCUACUGGAGGAUUCACUGUGCUACCAGCUACACUAAAGACGGCUUUUGGAUCUACAUCACCCAGAUCGCCACCUGCUCGCCGUGGAUGUUCUGGAUGUUCCUCAACAGCGUGUUUCACUUCAUGUGGGUCGCCGUGCUCAUCAUGUGCCAGCUGUACCAGAUCGCUGUUCUGGGCAUCACUACAAACGAGCGCAUGAACGCCAGAAGAUACAAGCACUUUAAAGUUACAGCCACGUCCAUUGAGAGCCCUUUCAAUCACGGCUGCAUGAGGAACCUCAUAGAUUUCUUCGAGCUGCGCUGCUGCGGUCUGCUGCGGCCCGUGGCGGUGGACUGGACCUCGCAGUACACAAUAGAGUACGACCAGACGUCCGGCUCAGGAUACCAGCUGGUGUAGCCACGGAGCGAGAGGGAGAAGAGGGGAAGUGCUGCUCAAACCGGGACCAUCUCCUUCACCGAGACUGCAAACCUCACCCAGUCAGGAUAAUAACGCAUGCUGUCAUUGGUUACCGUCACCAACUCCACCCGCCCACUGCACCCGAGACGCAGGGACACGAGGAACAGGAAGAGGAGGAGUUCAGUGCCAUCAGAGGCGGAUCCUGGAUUGGUCAGCAGAGACGUUUUGUGUUUCGUUUCGCACAUCGGCUGCUUUUCGUUUUUUCACCUUGGUUUUCUUCCUGUGACCCCUUUCUUGUUACGAUAUCGGAUCUCCGCCGCGGAACUUCGCGUAGGAACGAGCGUUAGCAUAGCAAAAGCGUUUGCGGGAUCGUUCUGGACUAAAUUAGACUUUUAUUGUUGUUCGUUCGUCCUCGCGUCGCGUCGCGUCAAACUUUCGUGAUUUGACUUUCUCAAGUGGAACGCAAAAGGAGAUAUUUAGAAGAAAGUUCAGGCUGCUUUUUUCCGUGCAAGUAGAAAGAUGUUUUUUUUGUGUGUUCUGCAGAGAAAGCAACGCGCGUCAGUUUGAAACGACGUGAUGGUUAGUAAAUAACGAUUCCUUUAAGCUGCCUUGAUUCGUCUGAUCGUGAAUCGGAUCAAAACAGGCAUGCGUUCAUACGACUAAAGAGAUGCCCUGUUUAUAUAAUGUGACUUAACAUAUUUAUUUUAACCUAUUUAUGUAGUAUUUUUCGAAGAGUAAUUAAUGGAAUCACGAGGUCUUCAUUUCAGCAUAUAUGUACGUUUGCAGCAUGUUUAAUAGUUUAGCUGGGGCGAAUCAAGAAGACGAAGCCGGGUCACGUCUCACCCGAAAACAUUUUUAGUUGGAAGACACGCUUUUGCAAGUUGUUAUCAUUCGAUAAAUCAAAUGCAUUUUCUGCGUAAUUCUCAUUACCGUCAUGCACAGAAUCCAUAUUACUGUACUCAGAUAUCGAAGUAUUUAUAUUAUACUGCCUUUAAAUUAUGCUGUUUUUUUAUCAUUGUAUUAUAGCCGUUGUUUAAUGCAAAACUGUAUUACAACAGAAACACCCGAACGCAUUCUGGUAAUGAGCAGCAGUCAACAUUUAAAACUAUCAGCAAAAUUGUCUCAAAACAUAAAACCAAGAUGUUUUGAGCCUUUUUGAUCCACUUUAAAUGUUGACUACUGUAUGUAUGCGAUAAAUAAACACACACAUCUCAAAUGAACUAUGUAUUUUUGCGCGCACACAUAAUUUGUUCAUUCCACGUUUCGUUUUGUUUUUUAAGCGUGUGACCGGUUCCGUAAAACGUGUUUCCCAUUUAAGCCCGACUUCUCUUGAACUUGACCCGGCUUUGGUCGUUUCACGAGCAGGUUCUUGAUGCGUUCGCGAGAUUAAUCCAGGUUCCCUCCGCAUUUACAAGAAAUAACACGCUCGUAUGUGAACCUCUAUAUUUAUUAUCUAUGAGUAGUUUUAGGAAGCGUAUACAUUUAAAGUUGAAAUGCUGUUGAAAAGCCAUUAAGUGGAUCUGAUAGCUGUAUGAACUUAAAGGAAGACGCCGUUUAACACGCCUGAGGGGCUCCUUCCGUCUUUCACCUUUUUUUUUUUGUGUGGCGGCGACAUUUAUUCGUCUGGCCACAACAAUGCACUGAUCUUUUUUUUGUUGUUGUUGUUGUUGUCGUGUUUGUUUGGUUCGCCGUUACUGAAGAAGCGAGCUCGUUUUCCCCAGCGUCGCCGAGGGAUCUUCAUGUUUACGUAAAUAGAGGAAGCUCCUCCCCCCUUUGCUCUCCUCCAUUUCCUCUUCCUGUCGGCGUGGCGUUGUCAUGGCAGCGGCUGACAGGACGAACUGAUGUAAAGAAUGUGCAUCUGUACAUAAACGGACUAGAUUCAUUAUUCUGUGAGUGACUUUUGUUGGGGUUUUUUUUAAUUUUCGUCCGUGUUAGUUGAAGCUGCUCCUGAUUUUUUUUUUAUGUCUUACCAAAAAGCGAAAAACCAAAAAAAAUCGACUUAUCAAAGUGUAUGACUGUAGCUUUUAGUGGCGUCUGGCACCGCUGUGUAUAGACCUUUGACCUUGCAAGCGUCCACUGCAUGUGUAAAGCCUGGACAUAGUGAUCACCCUGUCGCCCGAAAGACGCCCCGUCUUGUAAAUAGUGAAUGUUCAGUAUUUGCAACUGGGGUUUUUUUUCCCCUUCCCUUUUCAGUUGGUUUUUACAUUUUAAACCCGAUGUGUGUAUCGUUCUCGUGUGUCCCUCAUGCUCCGGGGCCGACCGGAGCUCUGCAGAUGUAUUAUAUCUGAAUGUCCCAUUAAUAUUCAGCCUAAAAGGUUUCUUUUGUACGUUUCGUUGCUGGGUUUGUUGUACCACUGGAUGUACAAACUGUAAAUGCGAGAGAAGAAGUAGACGUGAGCAGAUUAGGCACAGUGACGGUCAUUCAUUCAUUCAUUCACGUGACACUGUUUUUAGAGAAUAUAUUCACUCUGUUGUUCCUCUGCCUUUACGGUUCGGCCGGCUGUUUUCCCACCAUGUGAAAAGCACAUGCUCAUCUCCAGUGCCUCAGCUGAGAUCAGGACGUCACCCUACUCUGCUUCAGAUGUAACUUAUUGGGCAUGGUUCAAUUUUAAUGGCUUUAUUAAUAAAACAUUCGAAGGUGAAA